Molecule: messenger RNA, 1819 nt
Organism: Manduca sexta (tobacco hornworm)
Lineage: Eukaryota; Metazoa; Arthropoda; Insecta; Lepidoptera; Sphingidae
Exons: 1
Coding region: 98-1819 (573 amino acids)
Source: RefSeq, a predicted model, not a curated record
CAGUAGUAUUGACAUCCGUUGACUUUGUCAAAUCAUCAUUGCAGUUUUGUGACUUGUAUUUUGUAACUAUUUAUUUUGUAACAUUUUAUAGUUUCAAAUGCGACUUUAUAUCGUUCUCCUAAUGUCGAGAUUUCUAUGCGAGGCACAAGCUUAUCUGGAAACCGAAAACUUCCCAUUCAACGUCGGCACAGUACUCUUCACUCAUUCUGAUACAAAACGAAACCGUUGGAGCAAAAAAGAAAUAGCUUUGCUCCGAGCUCGAAGGAAUUUCCAAUCUCUCAUCCCACAUCUUAACAUGAUCAACACACAGAACGAAAAAUAUGUGGAUUCGUUGCUCAAUUACUGGAAAAAUGCAUACAUAUCGAUUAAAAGAGAAGCUCCAAACCCCGAAGCUGAUAGCAUUAUGACUACAGCGCUCUCAGAUGUUAUAGGAGGAUACCUUAAAGUACGGGCUUUGCCUGUUACAAAGUUCUCGUUCUACGGAGGCAGUACAUCAGAAGAUGAUGCUGUGAAACUGUUUAAAUUUCAUGAUGAGAUAAAGAAUUACAUGGGAACUCACGGAAAGGGCUGGAAGGAUGCAGAUCCAAAUGUACUUAACUCUGUUGCUAUCAAUAUACCUUCCAAACGCGACUCCAAGGUACGGAGCAUGUCUCACCCUUGCGAACAUUUGGCAUAUUACGAGAAGACGCCAACUGGAUUAUCGAUACCAACACCUUUUAUUAACUGGGAUGAUAAAACCAAAACCAUGUUUAUUCCAUUGAAGAAUUACUCGCUGAUUCCUUUGGAAUCUCAAAAUGCCACCAACGCUCUUUUCAGAUAUUAUGAUGUUGCGAAAAAUUGUAUAGGAACCAGCAGCCAAGCAGAACAAGAUAAUUUUGAUCAGCGAUUCCAAACCUGGCUUACAGAUGACGUUGUCCCUCAUUUGGCUGAUGAUCGAUUGUAUUUAGCCCUUGGAAGUGUUCUUACUCUGGUCAAUACAACAAGAAGCCUUUACGAUACCGUAGUAAACUUAUACAAUAACUGUGCUACUGAAUGUAGACACAAAUUUUCUAUCGGAGGAUUUCCUGUCGAUAUGUGCUCAAAGAAAGUUAUAGUUAUUACAGUAAUACUGUUCCUCGAGAUAGCAUGGUGUAUUCCCGCUUUAUUGUACAUCAUGUGUAAGAAAAGAAAAAAGGACGGAUGUAGUAACGUUUAUCUCUUUGUUGAGCCUAAACCAGAGAAAAAAAACUUUCCAAAAGAGAGAUUGAAACUUGAGAAAGCACCUAGGCCGAGACAGAAUAAGCGUGAUAUUAGCGUAGCACCAUCCAUAGUCGAAAUGAGUUCUAGUGAACAGAUGAUGUUCAGUACGACCCCAAAAUCUCGUAACGUUGGAACUAAACAAUCAUCGGUUUGUAAAUGUUCCACUGGGACAGGCGUCCAGUCAUUUUUCAGCUCUAAAGUCAACUCUACAGAAGUUGCUAGAGUUAUUUACGAUUCACCAAUGCCAUCUCUCAAGUCGUCGUUGAAGAAAGUGCCUAGUGAUAAAAUAGAGGUAAUAAAAGCACAGCCAAACAUUUUCCAACAAUCAUCAAGCAUUGCUACGAUGCAAAGAGUCCAACCAAAAACAGUUACAUUAAAACACAACGAUAAACCAGCUAAAAUCGGAACACAGACGAGCAACCGAGGCGACAAAUACAAAAAGAUUUGCGACAACAAUAAUAAGAUUUGUGUGGAAUGUCCGUGCGUGGCUUGUUUAGAAGAUGAGUGCGUUGCCGAAACAAAAAGACAAAGAAGAGUUCAGAGAACACAAAAUCAGACAAGUCAUCGAAAACUACAGUAA